AUGUCCUCUUUGGUGUUUAACACUGGAGCCUUGUGUUGGCAAGUGAAGGGACAGGCUGCUCAAAAGAAGAGAGACCUAACCUGGUGCAUCAAGAUGUGGAAACUAGUAACUAUCAUUAGUUCUGAAUUCGAACCUCCUGGCGCUGAACUGCAGAGUCUUCAAGAAUAUCACUAUGAGCAAGACCGGAGUGCACUUAAACGAAAAGAGUGGGAGAGAAGAAACCAGGAAGUCCAGCAAGAUGAAGAUCUCUUUGCUUCAGGUUUUAACCUUUUUGGGGAACCCUACAAGACAAAUAAAGGUGAUGCCCUUGCAAACCGUGUUCAGAACACAUUGGGAAAUUAUGAUGAGAUGAAGGACCUGUUAACCAACCAUUGCAACCAGAGCCACCUUGUAGGAAUCCCAAAGAGUUCUGUCCCACAGACACCCAUUGACAAAAAUGAACAGAACUUUUUCCCAGAACCAAGAAACAGGAUGAUCCCAUCUCAUCAGAUCAGUGGCCACUCAUCGACAUCAAUGCCUCCACCUUCUUCAUUGUCAUCUAAUUCUACUUUACUACACAGUCACCAGAGCAGCAGGAAGUCGAGAACAGACUGGUCACGUGGUGGUCACAACUCUAGUGGGGCCCAGCCAAGCCAGUCCAGUAGUCAGCAGAGUCGGACAAAGCAUAGCACUUCCCAUGACCAGCCACAGGGCAGGUAUGAAGACCUCUAUAAUUGUCAGAGUGAGCAGCAUAAAAGUGGAGGAACUGAGGAAGCCAAUUCUAUUGCAGCAUCUUCACAUUCAAGGAGGCAUACUCAUUCAAAGUCAGCACCUGGAGAACAUACUUACAAAGAAAACAGUCAUUCAAAGUCGCCCACAGAGCUGGAGUUUGUAGGUCAUGGUCCUGGAUCUCCACUUCCUUCUACUUCUUUGCUGUCUGCCAACAGUGGUCUUUCGACCCAGAAUUUCCCGCCUGGACUUCACUGUAAAAACAGCAUGGUCCAGCAGAAGCCUACAGCGUAUGUCAGGCCUAUGGAUGGUCAAGACCAGGUACCCAAUGACUCACCUGAACUGAAACCUCCGAUAGAAAUUGAGAAUGGAUAUGGAAAUCAGUCCUUUGGAACACUGCUGGAAGGAAAAGUGAACACACCUAGCUCAAAGAACAAAGUACCAAAGCUCACCAUUCCUCCUGUUAGUGAAGUUACCCUUCCCAAUGACUCCAGCUGUGUGGAAGAAAUAUUACGGGAGAUGACCCAUUCCUGGCCUCCUCCUCUUACUGCUAUUCACACUCCUGGAAAGGCUGAGCAGACCAAGUUUUCUAUCCCAAGCAAGGUACAGGACUCCCAACAUCUGACCUCAGGAUACAAUGUACAAAAGUGGAGUGAUCCAGCAGGGAAAGUUGCAACUAAGUCAGUGCCACAAAAGUCAAUGCUUGAGGAUGAUCUGAAACUCAGCAGUGAUGAAGAUGACAAUGAGCAGGCUGCUGAAAAGACAAAAUUGAGAAACAUUCCUAUAAACAGCCUGCCGGUGCCAGCGGCACACGCGGCUGGCUUGGCACAUUCCAGUGGCGGCUCCGGGAGCUCCAGCGAGUCCGAGAGCAGCUCUGAGUCCGACUCGGACAGCGAGAGCAGCUCCAGUGACAGCGAGUGCAACGGGGAGUCACGCAGUGCCACGCCAGAGCCUGAACCUCCCUCAACCAACAAAUGGCAGCUGGAUAAAUGGCUAAAUAAAGUGAACCCCCACAACAAGACCAUCAUCAACAAUCAGAAUGAGCCUCACAGUGAGACUAGCUCCCAGGCCCAGAGUAACCAGCAGGCUGAAGGGCCAAACAAAGGGAAGCUCAACAGCAGCCUGCCCCCAACUGAUUCCAAAGACCGGGCGAUCCUUAGUCCCAUCCGAGAAAAAGCCAAACCACGAGUUGCCCAGAAAACCCCCGAGGCAAAAAGCUCCAAGCAGAAGUCACCAGCUCAUAAUGAGCCAGCUUCACAAAGGACUACUGGGAAAAAGCAACCCAAAAAGGUAGAAAGGACUUCCAGUGUAGAAGAGUAUAACUGGCCCAAACCAAAUAAUACCAGCAACACUCCCAAAGAAAAAGACACACAGGAACCCCCCGAGCAGCCAAAGGUUCGAACUAAAGCAGCAGUUGGGAAGACCGCUCCAAGGAAAGAACCACGAACGAGCACAGGUCUCACUUCAGAGAAGAAAAAAUACAGAGGCCCUAGCAAAAUUGUCCCUAAGUCCCGGGAAUUCAUUGAAACUGAUUCAUCUACUUCCGACUCAAACACAGACCAGGAGGAGAGCUUACAGGCUAAGGUAUUGCCAGCUUGUACUGGGCCUGGCAAUGGCAUCAAAGUGAAGGACUCUGGCAGUAACAUCCUCAGUGUAAGUAGUUUAACUAGCAAUGGCAGCAACACAUCCAUUGACCAGACCAGCAAUGACUUGGAGGAGCAGCUCUUUUCUCCUAUCCCAAUCGUACAAAAUGAACUUCUGUCCCCACUGAGAGAAUACGAAGAACUCAAAACUCUGUGGGUGAAAAUAGACCUUAGUUUACUCUCUAGGAUACCUGGACAAGAGCCUUUUGAGACCACAUCUGUGAAAAGUGAACCAAGAGAGGCGGCUGUGAAACACAGGCGACCAUCUCGAGAGUCCCCUACCCCAGCAACUGAAAAACCAUCCACAAAAUCCAAAAGGAAACACAAGCAGACAGAAAGCCUGGAUACCUUUGUUGAAAGCAAGAAGCAGCGUCUGGAGGACCCUUCAGCUUCAUGCCUGCUCCCACCUUGUAUCUCUCCAAUACCGAAUCACAGAUUAACCAGCACUAAAGAGAGCAGUGGUAGCUCGGUGAAGAAGGUGGCAAAGAAAAGAGAAGAGAAGCUGUUCCCUCCUCCAUUAUCUCCCCUCUUGGAUGAGCCUGUGCACCGGCGGCACAGCGGUGACAACAGCUCCUUCAGCCAAGAGACAAACAUCACAAACACCUCUCAGACCAGCAGCUCUUCCUCCUCUGUUUCUAAACACAGAAAGAAUGAAAAUAAAUCUUCUACUAACCCCAAAGGAAUCUGUGAGGAAGAAUCUCACAAUGCACCAACAGCCAACACCCUUCAUGACACUAGCCAUCUAGAAUCAGACAUCUGGUCUGCAAUGCCAACACUUUCCAAUGGGAAUUCUGAGCCCAGAAGACCCAAAAUUACAUUUGAUGAUGUGCUUCACAAUGCAGAUUAUUACAUGCAAGAGGCUAAGAAGCUAAAGCAUAAAGCAGAUGCAUUGCUGGAGAAGUUUGGCAAAGCAGUGAAUUAUGCUGAUGCUGCCCUUUCCUUCAUCGAGUGUGGGAAUGCUAUGGAGCGAGAUCCAUUAGAAGCUAAAUCUCCAUACACCAUGUACUCAGAGACUGUGGAACUCAUCAGGUAUGCAAUGAGACUCAAGAAUUUCACAGGCUCUUCUGCCACAGAAGGGGACAAGAAAUUAGCAGUUUUAUGCUACCGAUGCCUAUCACUUCUCUACUUGAGAAUGUUUAAACUAAAGAAGGACCAUGCUAUGAAGUACUCCAGAUCUCUGAUGGAAUAUUUUAAGAAUUCUUCAAAAGCCUCACAGGCCCCCUCACCUUGGGGCGGCAAUGGAAAGUGA
Chaetura pelagica (chimney swift) is the source of this 3600-nucleotide messenger RNA. RefSeq names its product AF4/FMR2 family, member 2 (gene AFF2). NCBI's taxonomy places the organism in Eukaryota, Metazoa, Chordata, Aves, Apodiformes, Apodidae. Gene Ontology annotation, molecular function: G-quadruplex RNA binding. Bases 1 to 3600 code for a protein of 1199 amino acids. Gene Ontology annotation, cellular component: nucleus; nuclear speck. The transcript is spliced from 20 exons. The record is from RefSeq and is a predicted model, not a curated record. Gene Ontology annotation, biological process: regulation of RNA splicing.